Molecule: messenger RNA, 683 nt
Organism: Aphanomyces invadans
Lineage: Eukaryota; Oomycota; Saprolegniomycetes; Saprolegniales; Verrucalvaceae
Exons: 4
Coding region: 126-683 (185 amino acids)
Source: RefSeq, a predicted model, not a curated record
UAGCAUUGCAACGAUGUGCUCUCCGCCGCUUGGCGAAUGCCGGGGUCUUCACACUGCCGCAUACUCAGCAUCCUGGGCGUUCGCUCGCCGCGCGCCAUGACUUUUUGACAUUUUCAACGUCGGGGAUGCAUAACGACGAGGCCAAGCACGCGAAGACGCCCCAUGGUGACGACAAGACGAUGAUGGACAAAGUCAAGGAGACUGUCCACGCUGGCGUCGACAAGCUCAAGAGCGGGCUCGACACGAUCGACGAGAAGCUUCAUGUGGGCGUAGACAAGACGCAGGAGCAAAUCGAGAAGGUAAAGGAGAAGACGCAUGACCAGUAUGAAAAGAUGAAGGUCAAGACGCAUGACCAGUUCGAGAAGCUCAAGCACGGACUCGAAAAGCAAGAUGAGAAGGUGCGGACGAUGACGUCCAAGUACUUCGAUUCGGUCAAGACCAAUGCGUCCGCCGUCCAAGACAUGCUCAAGGACUAUGAAGAAAACACAAACGAAAUGGGCGCUGACUACUAUGAGCGCAUUCGCGAUUCGCUGGACAAGUGGAACGGAAGCUUGAUGGACCUGGAGUCGAAAGCGAGCAACUUUAGUGGAUCGUUUGGCAAGGAUGUGUCGGACUACGUGAAGGAGCAGCGCCACCGCCACGCCGAAUUAACGCGCAAAGCCAAGGCGCGCAAAAAUAAGUAG